Messenger RNA from Apus apus (common swift), 5459 nucleotides. It is a transcript of the gene PLEKHA7, whose product is annotated as pleckstrin homology domain containing A7. NCBI's taxonomy places the organism in Eukaryota, Metazoa, Chordata, Aves, Apodiformes, Apodidae. Gene Ontology annotation, cellular component: zonula adherens; pore complex. The coding region runs from base 184 to 3918 and encodes 1244 amino acids. The record is from RefSeq and is a predicted model, not a curated record. Gene Ontology annotation, molecular function: protein binding. Gene Ontology annotation, biological process: zonula adherens maintenance; pore complex assembly; epithelial cell-cell adhesion. The transcript has 26 exons.
CACUACUGAGGAAGCAGUUUGAAAUGCAGACAGAAUCUUCAAGACCUUUGAAUGUGCUCUUGGUUUCUGUUUAGUUAGCUUUGAAUGAAUGUACAGAUGGAUACAUACAUACACGUUUCUUUUUGUAAGGAAUGAGCAUAUGGAAUAUAGAAGCGAUUUAAGUGGAUACAAUACCUGAAGGCAAUGUCGAGUCAGUCUGGAUUUUCAAACUCUGUUUCUCUACCGGGAUAUCCAUUCUACCAGGUGUCAUGCAGCCAUAAUCAGCAGACCACAUCAUUUAGACAUCCUGUGACAGGACAGGUUUCUCCAGAAAACAUUGAAUUUAUUUUGCGAGAAGAGCAGAAUUCAUCUAUGUCCAAGCAACAAAUAAACCAAAGACCUUCAAGCAUGGUCAGUGAAACCUCCACUGCAGUAACUACGUCUGCUGUUGAUACAAAACCUGGCUCUAAGGUUGUCAAAUCUGGAAACAAAGUUCAUAGCUUUGGAAAGAGGGAGCAAGCUAUCAGGAGGAAUCCCAAUGUUCCUGUUAUAGUAAGAGGCUGGCUACACAAACAGGAUAGCUCUGGCAUGCGGUUGUGGAAAAGGCGAUGGUUUGUGCUGGCUGAUUAUUGUUUAUUUUACUACAAAGACAGCAGAGAAGAAUCUGUUCUGGGCAGCAUACCAUUGCCUAGCUACGUAAUAUCUCCGGUGGGACCUGAGGAUCGCAUAAAUCGCAAGUUUUCUUUUAAGGCUGUUCAUACAGGUAUGAGGGCAUAUAUUUAUAAUAAGAAUUCUGUUAUUGGCUCUCAGGCAGAGCAUUCAGGGAUGCGGACGUACUACUUCAGUGCAGAUACCCAGGAGGACAUGAAUGGCUGGAUCAGGGCUAUGAAUCAAGCUGCUCUCAUGCAAACACGCUCUUCACUGAAAAGAGAAACUGAAAAAGUGGAUCAGCAUGCUGUACCCCAAGUCAAUCAUGUGGACGCCUGUAAAGAGUAUGUGAAGGCUGAGGUUACAGAUACAAAAGAAAGCUUUCAAAAAUCAGCUGAAAUGCUUGGAUAUGAUAAGCAUGAAGAGAUAAGAAGAGAAAAAGAGGAGGAGGAGCGUUAUAUCCACAGAAAAGAAACUCUGGCAACUAAGAAGGGAAAGGCUAAGCAUGCGUUAAGAGAAGCUGAUUCAUUAUUUCCAGACUUAAUGAAUGCAUCACGGCCCCAAGCAGCUCAGCCUCAGCCAGCUGAGAAGAAUGGAACACUUCCUAGUUCAUUAAGUAUGAACGCUGGCCUAGUGGAGCAGAAUGGUACCAGCUCAUAUAAAAGAGGGUUUGUUCCCAGAACGAAUCCAGAUAAACAGAUUCAAAGAAAAAGUAACAUGGCUCAAGUGGAGCACUGGGUAAAAGUCCAAAAAGGAGAUACAAAAAGCCUCACUUGUGAUCAGACUCUUACACGUCAGGGUCCCAAUCCACCUUUUCCUGAAAACUAUCACACUUUGCCAAAGAAUACCAGGCAGCCUUCAGGGAGCUCACCACCACCAAACCGCAAUUUGCCGAGUGACUACAAAUAUGCACAAGAUCGUGUUAGCCACUUGAAGAUGUCCCAGGAGGAAAGGAAAGCAAAUAAGGAUGGAACUGUUUGGCAGCUAUAUGAGUGGCAGCAGAGGCAGCAAUUUAAACAUGGCAGCCCCACUGCCCCACUUUAUGUAAGUUCUUCAGACUUUGUUGAUCGUGGAAAGUCAAAAAGUUCAUUAGAUGUUCCACGAUCAAUAUCUGUUCCGCCCUCUCCAUCUGAUAUUCCUCCACCUGGACCUCCAAAAAGCUUUUUCCCAAGGAGACCACAUACUCCUGCAGAAAGGCUAACAGUUAAACCAUCUGAUGAGAGACAGACUGUAGAUGUUCCUUUCGCUGGAUCACCCAGGAAGAUACGAAAUCAUGCUGUAAAGAGCUCAACUCACAUUGAUCGACGCUCUAUGCCUGCCAUGGGCUACAUGACACAUACUGUGAGCGCACCCAGUUUGCACGGCAAGUCGGCGGAUGACACUUACAUCCAGUUGAAAAAGGAUUUGGAGUAUUUGGAUCUAAAGGUGACGGGGCGUGACACAUUAAAAGAACGAAGCACAAAACCUGUCAAGAUUGCUGAAAGUGAUAUUGAUGUCAAGCUAAGCGUUUUCUGUGAGCAGGACAGAAUUCUGCAGGACUUGGAGGACAAAAUAAGAGCCCUUAAGGAAAAUAAAGAUCAGCUGGAGUCUGUUUUGGAGGUUUUACACAGGCAGAUGGAACAGUACAAAGACCAACCACAACACGCAGAAAAGAUUUCUUACCAGCAGAGACUUCUGCAAGAGGAUCUCAUACGUAUUCGGGCUGAAAUAUCCAAAGUGUCAACGGAAAUGGAAAAUGCCUGGAAUGAAUAUCUGAAAUUAGAAAAGGAUGUGAGCCAGUUGAAAAAAGCCUUACAGGAACAGAUGAAUAGUUCAUUGGUAUCUCAGGAGAAAACACAAAUACAAAAAGACUUGUGGAGAAUUGAAGAUGUUACAGCUGGCUUGAGUGCAAAUAAAACAAACUACAAAACCAUAGUAGACUCUAUUAAGAAUCCAGAGAGAAAAACAGUGCCUUCAUUUUCUCAGUCUUCAGUGCCUUCCUUACCAGCUUCCCUUGCAGCUGUGGAGAGCAAACUUUCGGUCCCUCAGAGCCCUCCGUCCAGUCCGGUUAAAUCCUCUCUGGAGGUUCGGCUGUAUCCACAGCCUUAUUUCCAGGCCAGAACACAGCACCAAGCACAGCAGCUGAAAAAAAUUGAGCCACCUCUUCAGUCACCAAUUAAGCUAAAGCCAAAGGUUGAAGAUGAAGCACCGCCCAGACCUCCUCUCCCUCAGUUGUACAGUCCUGAUGAUCAACCACCAGCUGUUCCACCCCUCCCAAGAGAAGCCACUGUCAUCAGACACACAUCAGUGCGGGGCCUGAAACGUCAAUCAGAUGAAAGAAAGAGAGACAGAGAACUCGGACAGUAUGUAAAUGGAGAUUAUAGGGUGGAACUGCGUUCAUACAUGAGUGAACCAGAACUAGCAAUGAUAGGUGGUGACCUCAGCCAACCUUCCAGUGGUAUAAUAAGCUCUGACAGUGGCUACCAGACAUUACCCACCCGAGGUUUAUCUGGAUCAACUUCUAGAUUACACCAAUCAUCUACCGUUUUGUCAUAUGCAACACUUCGAAGGGAUAGGUCCAAGGAGAGACCAAAGAGUGCCUUGGAACGUUUAUACUCUGGAGACCACCAAAGAGGCAAGAUGAGUGCAGAGGAACAACUCGAAAGAAUGAAACGACAUCAGAAGGCACUCGUUCGUGAACGCAAGAGAACUCUUAGCCAAGGAGAAAGGCAGUCUGUUUCAUCUCGGUCUUUCAUCAGGCCCAUUUCUGCAGACAUAGGCUCAUGGAAACGAGAGCAAGAAUUUGAUUUGCAGUUACUUGAGAGGGCAAUUCGUGGAGAAGAGAAGGAUGAAAAUGAAUGGUUAAAAGUUCAGCCAGUAGCAGUGACAGAGACAGACCUGGAGCCUCAAGACUAUGAUUUAGAUAUCAGCAGAGAGCUGUCAAAACCUGAGAAGGUUGCAAUUCCAGAACGCUAUGUUGAACUGGAGCCAGAAGAGCCUCUUUCUACAGAAGAACUGGCAGCAAGGCAACGGAAAGCAGAGAAGAUAAAGAAUAUUCUUACUAAAUCAAGUAUGCACAAUCUCCAGCCUGCUAUUGCCCAGGACAAACACAACUCAGUUGAUUUAGAUUCACAGCUGCAAGAGCAGGAGCGCAUCAUUACCAUAUCAUACGCUUUGGCUUCUGAAGCCUCUCAGAGGAGCAAGGAGGUAGCAGCUCAGCAGUUGACCUAUCCACCUAAAGCACCCUCACCUUCUGUACCACAGCCACCUCACUCCCCCUUAAGCAAUGGAUUUCACUACACAUUUGUUUAAACACCUUAAAACCAAAGCAGUAAGUGAACACUGACAUGAGGCUGAAAGCCAAUCCCACCUAGUGACGCCAUGUGGAAGGAAGAGUUCUUUACCAGCUUUCUCUGAAGAUGCUCAUCAGCUGAUGACAUGUUCUUCUGGAAAUACAUUCAGAGAAUAAUAGGGGGAUUUUCUGUGAAAAUGAAGAGAAUUGCAAAUAAUUUUAUUUUGUCUUCAGUUUAGUUCAAACUUUUUAUAUGAAUAAAUGGCACUUUUAAUAAACACUGUAUAAUACCAACAAUGUAUUUUUAGAACAAUGUAUUUUAGAUUUAUUUUUUUUUUAAUCAAGGGCUGAAUCCAGUUGAAGAGAAACUACUUGCAUUGAUGUUAAGAGAUGCUGUCACUUUCCCCGCAGGCUCGGAUGCACAAUGUAAAGUUUCAUAAAAAAAAAGUAAAUUUGAACAAACCUUAGAAGCACAUUCAUAGGACAUGGGUAGAGCCUGACACAAGGGAGAGGUUUGCCAAAAGGGUGUUUUGGAUUGAAUAUUUUGGUAGAGUUAAUAACCCACCCUUUUUCCCAUUAAAUAAUAUGUUACACGGAACUUCUAUUGUGAAUUUCUAAAUAUCAGUGACCACUAUAUAGCUGAAAUGUUCCAUGUAAGCCAUGAUGAAAGCCAUUUUUAACUCCUGUUUCCUUUUUUGAUCCCAUACAAUUAACUUGCUGGUAUCAAUACACAGUACAGUAGGUUGCUUUUGACAGUAGUGCUGUCCCCUCAGUAACAACCAACUAACAAAUUAUAUUUUUUGAAAGUUGAGAUGCAUAAGAAAACUUUUAAAAUACACAAACUAAACAAUACUUUUUAAAAAAGGAUAUGUCUACUAGUGAAAUUAUUAUUUUUUUUUCAAUAAACAUUACAAUAUGAUGUAUUGAUUAGUAUUUAUCCUGGAAACAGCAAAGCUGAUAUAAUGUGACACCUGCUAAUUUUGUUCACCUGAUGCUUAACUUUGCCAAACUUUAAAAUUCAGUGUUUUACUUAUGUAUAGGGCGAGGGGUGAGAUAGUUACGUAAGAAGAAAGUAAGAUGAAAUUAAUUGCUGCAUUUACUUUACUUGAAAAAACCUGUGUAUGCAUUCAGUGCAAGACUGCAAAAAUUUUCCAAUAUUAUGUAAUUAUUAGUUGAGUUCAGCUCUGGAUGAGAAAUGGCUGAGAAAUGCUUCUGCCAUAUUUUGUGAAACCCCUAACUCGUUUAUUUUCUGCAUUCAAGAAAUAGCAACAAACCCCUUGAAAUUGAUUAACCUUCAAGUUUCAGACUUUAGGACAAAUCAUAUAUUAACACUAUACUCUGAAAUAUUCUUUAAAGUAUAUAUUUAGCUAAUGCAAUCUAUUUUACCUCAAUACUGCCAGUAUCAAUUUCAAGACGUUUUGCCAAAAUAAUGAUUUAUUUUUGCCUUUAUAAAAAGUUUUGAAAACAUAAAUGAAUAUUUUGCAAGAAAACAUUAAUUUAAAUAAGAUGUAACAGUUUGGGAAAUGGUAUAUGUACAGAUUAAAAUAUUAACCUAACUGCC